Molecule: messenger RNA, 630 nt
Organism: Neltuma alba
Lineage: Eukaryota; Viridiplantae; Streptophyta; Magnoliopsida; Fabales; Fabaceae
Exons: 2
Coding region: 110-385 (91 amino acids)
Source: RefSeq, a predicted model, not a curated record
CAAAAGAAGAUCUAGUUUGCAGUAGCUGUCCGGUGUCACCGUUUUUCGGCCCAGAAGAAGUUUCAGAGCUUCAUUGAAGAAGAACAAGAGAGCCAAACGCUAUAUUUGGAUGGCGUCGUCUACAUCGAGGAUUGCUUUCCGCAUUGUCUUGAUCGUUCUAUUCUUUCUUCUUCUCUUCUACAUGGGUCGCCCUCUCUACUGGAAAAUCUCCGCCACCAUACAUGAUAUCCGCCAGAACAAACAGACCGUCCGAGAAGGUCUUUCUCAGAUCGUUAUGGAAGCUCAGAGAUCGGUGGGUUGGUACCGCGACGAGUUCGACUCGGGGGUUCGUGCUACUACCCGGAAGCUGCUUCUGGAUCAGGUUUAUCGAAGGGUUGUUGGUUGAUUUGAGAAUUUCUAAGGGAAAAAAAAAAGUUGGAAAUAAGAGAGGGGGUUUUGUCUUUUUCGAGAUUUGGUGAUCUAGUUAGUUUAUUUUAUCGGUGAUAAUAGAGGUAGAGGUAUCUUAUUGAAGUAGCUGAUGAAUGUAGAAUGCUAGAUUGGAGACAUUCUGGGCAAAAUAAAAUAUGAAUGUUUACUUCAUUGUUGAUAGUGGAAUAAAGGUUGUUAGUUUCUGAGUUUUGCGCAGUGAAA